AUGACGACUCCGACCCGGGCCCUGCUGGCCGCCGUGCUGCUGCCGCUGGUGGCCGCCGCCGCGCCCGACACCCUCCGGCUGGUGAACGUGCUGUACCGUCAUGGCGCCCGGACCAUCAUCGCGGCGUACCCGACCGACCCCAACAUCGGCGCCUGGCCGCAAGGUUACGGACAGCUGACCAACGAGGGCAAACAGAACCAGCUCGAGCUGGGCCGCUUCCUGCGCCGACGCUACGACGGCUUUCUGCCGGAGCUGUAUCACGUGAACUACAUACACCCACAUUGA
Messenger RNA from Amphibalanus amphitrite, 285 nucleotides. RefSeq names its product testicular acid phosphatase-like. Gene Ontology annotation, biological process: dephosphorylation. Gene Ontology annotation, molecular function: phosphatase activity. Lineage: Eukaryota; Metazoa; Arthropoda; Thecostraca; Balanomorpha; Balanidae. The transcript has a single exon. Bases 1 to 285 code for a protein of 94 amino acids. The record is from RefSeq and is a predicted model, not a curated record.